AUGGUUUCCUUCGAGAUGAAUGAUCGGAAAAAGAUCGGACUGGGAUUGACAGGAUUUGGCGUAUUUUUCUCAUUCUUGGGAAUGGUUUUUUUCUUUGACAAGGGAUUACUUGGAAUGGGAAAUAUCCUUUUCUUCUCAGGGGUGACUUUAACAAUUGGAUUUAAGUCCUCGCUGCAAUUCUUCAUGAAACGUCAAAAUUUUAAGGGGUCAAUUUCUUUUGGUGUUGGGUUCUUCUUUCUGCUCAUAGGGUGGCCAAUUGUGGGCAUGAUUUUGGAGGCAUAUGGUUUCAUUGUACUCUUCAGUGGCUUCUGGCCAACAUUGGCAGUUUUCCUGCAGAAGAUUCCAAUUAUGGGAUGGGUGCUUCAACAGCCAUAUAUUAGAUCGGUGUUUAAAGACACGAAUAUGGUUACACGACUUGUCAGAAGGGCUGAGAGGGCUGGUUACAGGGCAAUAGCCCUCACUGCUGACACUCCAAGGCUCGGGCGCAGGGACGCUGAUAUCAAGAACAGGUUUACUAUGCCACCAAGUUUAACAUUGAAAAACUUUGAAAAUUUGGAUCUUGGAAAGAUUGAUGAGACCAAUGAUUCUGGAUUAGCAUCAUAUGUUGCUGAACUAUUUGCCCGCUCUCUCAGUUGGAAGGGAUCUGUCAUUCGCUUUUCAGUAUUAAAAGCACUUGGCAUGGAUGUACUGAAGAUUUCUAUGAGUCCACCACAAGAAAUAGCAGAUGGAGUUUCAAUAUGGGAAUGGUCUGGUGCUGCCUUAAAUGAGGGAGCUGAUGCAUCAAAAUGGUUUUCGGACUAUCUUGGGAAACCUAGUCGACUUGUUCGCUUUAAUGCAGCUUCAGAAACUAGACCUGUGAAACCGUCCUUUUGGUCUCAUAAACCUGUGGAACCUGAAUAUGCUGGGGGGAAGCAAAUCAUGUUCUCCGACCUUUUUCCAUACUUGAUAGCGUCUCAGGCAUCAUUGGAUACACUAAAUGAGCAUCUGAAGGACCCUGUACCAAUUAACCGUUUCAGACCCAAGUACUUUUCUUCUUAUAUAGCAUCUCCUUAUAUUGUUUAA
Molecule: messenger RNA, 1062 nt
Organism: Rosa chinensis
Lineage: Eukaryota; Viridiplantae; Streptophyta; Magnoliopsida; Rosales; Rosaceae
Exons: 11
Coding region: 1-1062 (353 amino acids)
Biological process (GO): endoplasmic reticulum to Golgi vesicle-mediated transport; retrograde transport, endosome to Golgi
Molecular function (GO): pyridoxal phosphate binding; molybdenum ion binding; oxidoreductase activity
Source: RefSeq, a predicted model, not a curated record